Molecule: messenger RNA, 2716 nt
Organism: Tremella mesenterica DSM 1558
Lineage: Eukaryota; Fungi; Basidiomycota; Tremellomycetes; Tremellales; Tremellaceae
Exons: 8
Coding region: 209-2680 (823 amino acids)
Biological process (GO): protein O-linked glycosylation via mannose
Cellular component (GO): endoplasmic reticulum; membrane
Molecular function (GO): dolichyl-phosphate-mannose-protein mannosyltransferase activity
Source: RefSeq, a predicted model, not a curated record
CUUUUCCUCUUUGGCACUCCUUUGUCUUCUCUAAAACCCCUAAAUCUCCUCUUUUUCCCCUUUAUGUUGAGUCUCAUCUUGUUGACAGAGGAGGAGAUCUUAACCUCUCUCCUGAGUUGAAUUCCUUUCUCGGCACGAAUUCCUUUUUCUCCUUUCACCUGUCCACCUGCUUUUGAUCUUUCCCGACUCGCACGGGCUAGUGGGCUCGAUGCAAAGAACUCUUGCUCCACCAGCCUUAUCCAGCUCCUCAUCCACCUCACCGGCCGCAGCUGCUCUACGGCGCACGCUCAAGACACCAUCACACGCUUACGAAGACGACGAAGACGAGUUAUCUGAUCCACGCCCUUGGGAGACCCGAGCGUCUUUACAAACUUACGGUUCAAGGGACGGCAUAGCACCGACAGAGUUACCCAUGUUUAACGAAAAUGAGUCUAGACGUCGAUAUGGUGAGAAGGAAGUGAACAGUACAGUGUCAGAAAAACAAGAUCUUUUAGAUGAUCAAGGGAAGUGGGCCAAAGGUUAUGGGCCGGGACCGAGCUUCAGAGGACGGAGAGGUUUGCCUCCACGUCAGAGACUGACAGGAUGGCGAGGCGUUAUGGUGGAGUACGAAGAAGAAAUAUGGACAGCAGUUUAUACUUUACUCAGUAUGAUCACUCGGUAUUGGCGUAUAGGUGCAGCCAAUUAUGUCGUAUGGGAUGAAGCUCACUUUGGUAAAUUCGGGUCCCAUUAUAUCAACCGAGACUUCUACUUUGACGUUCAUCCUCCCCUUGGAAAGAUGCUGGUCGGGCUCGCUGGACUGCUGUCAGGUUAUAAUGGUGGAUUCGAAUUCAAGUCUGGUGUCGAAUACCCCGAAGGCUUACCAUACACCACGAUGAGGGUGAUGCUCGCUAGCUUUGGGGUGGCACUUGUACCUAUUGCAUGGUGGACAUCUGGGGAAUUCGGGUGGUCGCGCUGGACGCGGCAUUGGGUCACAUUGUGCGUUCUAUGUGAUAUCGGAUGGUUGUGUAUCUCCAGAUUCAUCCUUUUGGAUUCCAUGCUGCUCUUUUUCACCUUCACAACGACCCUUGGACUAGUUAAAUUUCAUAGCCAACGACACGAUCCUUUCGGGGAAGAUUGGUGGAUAUGGCUGGCAUUCACUGGCUGGUCAAUCGGAUGUGUUUGCAGUAUCAAAUGGGUUGGCAUGUUCGUCACCGCUCUUGUGGGACUCUAUACUAUUGAAGAUUUAUGGGACAAAUUUGGUGAUUUGUCCAUGCCUCUGUCUACAUAUAUACGCCACUGGGUAGCCCGUAUAGGCUGCCUGAUGGUCCUACCCUUUGUCGUCUAUGCCGCAUGUUUCAAAAUUCAUUUUCUCAUCCUCAAUCGCUCCGGUCCGGGCGAUGCUCAAAUGUCUUCUCUCUUCCAAGCCCACUUGAAAGGCAUCGACUUUUCUGAAUCACCCCUCGAGAUUGCCUACGGGUCUAAACUCACCCUUAAGAACUACGGCUACGGCGGCGGUCUCUUGCAUUCUCACGUGCAGACUUUGCCUGUGGGGUCACUUCAGCAACAGGUCACAUGCUACCACUACAAAGAUGAUAACAACCAUUGGGUUAUCACACCUACUUGGGAGGAGGAUCCGGUAGACUUCGACGGGCCGAUCAGAUAUCUGCAGCAUGGAGAUGCUCUACGAUUGGUCCACUCCUCCACCGGCCGCAAUUUGCACUCUCAUUCUAUUGCCGCGCCCGUCACCAAGGAGAACUGGGAAGUUUCGGGGUAUGGGAAUGCGACCAUUGGAGAUGACAAUGAUAUAUGGGUGGUAGAGGUUGUCGAUGAUACUCAUCGAAGUCGAAAAGAUCAGAAAGACGGUAGAAUUCAUUCACUCACCACUCGCAUGCGAUUCCGACAUCGUACCCUGGACUGUUACCUCCGAGCCGCCAACGCUGUUCUUCCUCAAUGGGGAUUCAAACAAGUCGAGGUAUCCUGUGUCAAAGAAAAUAACCCACGUGAUCUCCAUACGUAUUGGAAUGUCGAGUCUCACUGGAACGAUCGUCUCCCUCCUGGCGAUCUCAAGCUCUACAAGUCACCGUUCUGGCGAGAUUUUGUUCAUCUCAAUGUGGCUAUGUGGACCUCUAAUAAUGCCCUGGUACCCGAUCCAGACAAGGAAGAUAUCCUUGCGUCUAAACCUGGGGAUUGGCCUUUCCUUCGACUCGGUCUGCGAAUGUGUGGGUGGGGUGACUCGCAGAUCAAAUACUACCUACUCGGUACGCCAAUAAUAUGGUGGGCAUCUAGUGUCAGCUUGUUUGUCGGAUUGGGACUGGCCGGAUGGUACCUUUUGAGAAUGCAAAGACAAUAUAAGGACUGGGCUCCGGGACAAUGGGAUCACUUUUUGUACGUUGGAAAAGUGGCAUUCUUCGGAUGGUUCUUACAUUAUGUGCCAUUCCUGAUCAUGGGUCGAGUGACUUAUCUUCAUCACUAUCUCCCAACACUCUGGUUCGCAGUUCUCAUGGCUGGUCAAGUCUUAGAUCACCUCAUCUUCUCAUCCCCUCGACGGUCGCAUACGGUCAAAGUGACUUGGUUCGUACUAUGGGCGUCGGGUGUCGUGUUGAGCUUUUGGUGGUUCAAGGAUCUGGCGUUGGGGAUUCAUGGACCUGUGGGAGAUCACUGGGGUUGGAAGUGGCGUUCGAGCUGGAACAUAUACAACUAAAAGCACAUCAUACUGCAUGCAUACAACUCGCUUCAU